Molecule: messenger RNA, 2949 nt
Organism: Tetrahymena thermophila SB210
Lineage: Eukaryota; Ciliophora; Oligohymenophorea; Hymenostomatida; Tetrahymenidae
Product: nucleoporin, putative
Exons: 2
Biological process (GO): RNA export from nucleus; protein import into nucleus; post-transcriptional tethering of RNA polymerase II gene DNA at nuclear periphery
Cellular component (GO): nuclear pore cytoplasmic filaments; nuclear pore
Molecular function (GO): structural constituent of nuclear pore
Source: RefSeq, a predicted model, not a curated record
AAUAUUUAAUAAUUUGAAAUUUUAAUUUAAAAAAUAAAGUAAAUAAGGUAAAUAAAUAAUAUCUUUGUUUAAUAAUAUUUAUAGCAAAAAUUAGGAAACAACGGCCUAAUUCAGAUGUAAAUGUAUGGCUACUAAAAUGUAUAUAAUCCUUAUAUGAGCAACAGUUAAUAGCAAUAUGGAUAUCCUUAAAAUAUGAAUCCAUAUAAUAACCCACAAUAUAUGACUGAACAGUAGUAUCAAAAUUAAAAUUAGAUGAAUUAUUUAGCAAAUGGUGUAUACAAUAAUAAUAUGAAUAGAAGUGUUUAAUAGAUCCCAAAUUAAAAUAUAUUUUAAUCUAAUAAUUAAAAUGUAAUGAACAGCAAUCCCAUAAAUCCUAUAGUUGCAAGUAGAAUGAAUAGGUAAACAAGUAAUCCAGUAGGAGGCAGUGGAAAUUAAAACAACUAAAUGAAUAGAAAUAUGUACGCAAGCUACAAUAAUGCUAAUCCUAUUUUCAACUAAAAUUAAGUGAAUAAUAACAACAUGUACUACAAUAAUAGUAAUUAAACUGCAAAUUUUGGAUAAAAUACUUAAGGUUAUUACAACAAUUAGAACAUAAACAAUCAAAGUAUCUUUAAUGGUAAUAAUAAUACUUAAAGAAAUUUUAACAAUCAAAAUUAAAGCAUUUUUAAUAAUAAUAACAACAACACAAAUAAUAAUUUGAAUAUUUUUAGCAAUAGUAACAAUAAUCAAAAUGUCUUCAACAAUACGAACAAUAGCCAAAAUAUCUUUAAAAACAACAAUAAUAACAAUAAUUAAAGUAAUUUUAACAAUAACAACUCAAGUAUAUUUAAUAAUAACAAUAAUGGCAACAACUAAAAUAUAUUUAGCAAAAACAAUAAUAAUAAUUAAAGUAUUUUUAAUAACAACAAUAAUAAUAAUAACAAUAAUAUUUUUAAAUCUAGUAAUAAUAAUUAGAAUAUUUUUAGCAGUAAUAACAAUAACAACAACAACUCAAGUAUUUUUAAUAAUACAAAUUAAAGUAUAUUAAAUAAUAAUUCAAGUAUUUUUAAUAAUAGCAAUAAUUAAAGUAUUUUUAAUAAUAGUAUGAAUAACAACUUAAAUGUAAAUAGAUCAAACAAUUAGAGUAUAUUUAAUAACAACAACAAUAAUAAUACUAUCUAAAAUGUAUUUAACUAGCCAAAUAGCAUCUUAAAUUAACCAAAUUAAACUUAGAGUAUAUUUGGUAAUGCACCUAAUCUAUUGGAAGUUAUAAAUUACAUGCCCCCAACAAGCAUUUUUGAUACUUAAAAUUCACUUCUUAAAUAUACUCCGAAGAUUAGAUUGGCCAAUAUGAGUCCAUUUAGGACAAAUAAUUAACCUUAUUAUGGUUAGGGGAAUAAUCUAAUCCCAUAAUUUAAUAAUAAGCUAGUACUACCUCCACCAAAGAGACUACAAGUUAAGAGAGUCGCUAAUACAUUUAUAGAUUAAAAAGGAGAUUUGACUUAAGAUUAGAAAUAAUUUUUAAAUGAUAGACUUAUUCGACCAUAAAGUACCAAAAGUUUCUUUUCUGAAAAAAAACCUACAGGAAUACUCAAGAAUUCAAAUAUGAUUAUUAAUCUAAGAAGAAAUAGUGAGGAUUUACAGUAAAGUAAUAGUGGGAAUGCAGCAGAACAAAAGAGCAUUCAUAAUUUAAAUAAUAGCCUGCUAAAUAUGGAAGAUGAAAAAAAGAAAAAAUAAUAAAUCAAGGAGUUAUUUCCUGGUUUGUAUAAUUAAAACAGAUUAUGGAAUGAUUUAAAAAGAUAGAGUUUGAAUAAGUAAGAAUAAAACGUUAAAAAGAAAUACCAAUUUCUCUAUGAAAUGGAGUAAGAUCCAAAUAGUGAAUUUUACUUACCUAGAAGAAAAGCUUUAAUGGAAGAAUAGAUGAGACAGAGAGGGAUUUAGUUAUAGUAAGAAGCUUAAGAAAAUGGCAAUCAUCCUUUUGAUAAAGAUCGUAAACAUAUUGAAGAGUUUGAAACAGAAGAAGAAGUUGAAUAAGAGAGACAAUUUUAUAGGGAAUAUCUAGAUUCUCAUAAUGAGGGCCUUAUGGAUUUAAACAUUUUAGCUAAGUGUACAAAAAAGCUACUCGAUUUGGAGAAAUGGAAAGAAGAACUUGCAAAAUAAAGAAAAUAUGAAAAGUUUGGAUUUGGACUUUUCAAAUAUGAAAUGAAGAGAGAGUUUGCUUUUGUGUCUGUUAUUUGCCAUGUGACUAAUAUCUCCACACAAAAAAGUGAAGAAAUUGAUUAAUUAUAAAAGGUUUAAUUUAAGUUAACAGACACUAUUUAAUAAAUUAUUUCUGACCACUAUUAAAAACACAUUUUAAAAAGUGGAUUGAUUUGGCAUAGAGAUUAUGAUGAACUUAUAGGUAAAAAUGCUACAUAUAUUGACACUGAUGGGAAAAUAGUGGCUUUGACACCUAUUGAAAAAUCGCUCAAGGACUUUAAAGUAACUAAUAAAGGUAAAAUAAUUAUAGAAAUUUUUGUUAGUGAGGCGCCUGUACUAAAGAAUGAUAAGUAUAAAUGCUCACCUUCUGUAUAUGAAAUGAGACAUUGGCCAAUAGAAGAAUUAUAAAGUGUCAACUAGUUUAUUAUUUAGAACCAAUACGGGAAAAUAGAAUUUGAAAAUCCAGUAGAGAUAACUAGACAGGAUCUAGAUAAAAUAGUUAUAAUAGAAUAACAAAGGGCUAUUGUUUAUCCUGAGCACUUAUAUUCUGGUAAAUGCCCUAAGGUUGGAUGUAAAUUAAACUAACAGGCUGUUGUAACAUUGUAUUGCAUUGAUAAAAAAGCAUUUGAGGAACACAGAUAAAAAACUAUUGACUAUGAGAAAUUGGAAAGAAAACUUAAAAAACAGUGUGAAAAGAACAAAUGUGAGUAUGUAAAUUUUGAUAGAAAAAAAUUCUGGUUCAGUUUUAGAGUAUUUGACUGGAGUUGUUGA